Molecule: messenger RNA, 1369 nt
Organism: Pyrenophora tritici-repentis Pt-1C-BFP
Lineage: Eukaryota; Fungi; Ascomycota; Dothideomycetes; Pleosporales; Pleosporaceae
Source: RefSeq, a predicted model, not a curated record
AUGAAUGGUCUCCUUUCGCCAGAGUUUAUACCAGUAUCGAGGAGCAACAGCGAUGCCUCUCCACGCUCAAGCACAUCUGGUCGCCGUGAGUCUAUUCUGGAAGUCGUCAAGAAUAGGCUGCGCUCUUCUUCAAAUGCCAGUAUGGCAAGCAAUAAGUCACAGGCCGUAGAUUUCUCCGACGUUGAAAACUGGUUCAAUGGUUUCCGACAAUAUAACCGUUUGAUCAGUAUUUCCACAUCAACGCAACCAGUUCCAACCAAGGAGAUCGAGAAGGCCUCAAAAGUGCUAUCAAAGAACUGCGGUGGCCAAUUCAUCCACGGAAUACCAGAGUCAGUGUUUGAUAUUGCACUACUUUGGUGUCCCGCAGGCAUAUUGGAGAGGUCCAAUCCUGAGGAACCAUCCUGGAGUUGGUCUGGAUACACUGGAACCGUCAACUUCCCAUUUGACCCCACAAGCUGCCCAGAUAUCUAUAAGCUCCCACGGGGCGAGGGAUCAUGGUUUCGAUCAGAAAUCAAGCACUUUACAGUUGGACCUUCAGACCAUAAACAGAGAUACACGGUCCGACGGGACAGGAAGAGCAGUGCCCUACGAGUCGACUACCAAACUCCGUUCGAUACACCACAUGGAUCAUACCCAAGCAUCGAAUCAGACACAUUACAUUUCUCCGCAUCAACGAUAUCCGCCGAACGAUUCGACGUUAAGCAAAUAGAACACAACGGCAAAGCAAUCCCAUGCUCCCAUCUCAUCAACGACAAGGACCAGGCUUGCGGCGUCAUCAUGGACUACGAGUCCUCCCUACUAACCACACAUCACGAGGGGGAUUGGGAGUACGUACUGCUAUCCCGCAAUCUCUGGCGCGAACCUUCGCCAGACAACCGCAGACCCAGCCUCAACACCAUGCACCCAUCCGGCACGCCCAUCUGGGACGGUGAACGCUUCCUCUGGGAUGCACAUGUGGGCGAAUGCGACGAAGAGCAUUUUGCGGUCGGCGACUGGAAGAUGCUAAAUGUCAUGUUGAUCAAGUGGGUCGACAACGGGAAGAAUGCCGAACGUGUGGCUAUUGCACGCAUCCAUGAAGAUGCGUGGAAUGCGCGGAGUCCGAGGCAGAAGGAAAUUGUGUUGAAAUGAAUCACCUAUUUUGCUGUUCGAUAAUAGACGCGCGGUCACGGAAGAUGUGACUCUUCUUUUUUAUAAUGUGCUUGGCAUAUAGCACGGUCCCGAGGUGUUUUUUCCUUCUCAUAUCAGCAAACAAAAGACUGAUUUUUCUAGUUGUACUAGUAAGCGAGAAAGUUGGGUUCGGUGUACUACUCUCCCAUGAUACCACACUAUCCUGCGUAGUCAGGAUUAGAAAUAUAUUGAUUUGCUGUUC